AUGUACGAUCGAAUAGCCAGCGUAGAGAAGAGCUACACGAAAAACUACAAUCAUGAGGACGAUUUGAAAUACACACUGGAGAUGUGCCAGUGGCUGCUGAAGCCGCUCGGCGUGUGGACGCUGAUCUACCACCGCGUCAGCAAAUUGGGGAGAGCUGCCUCGGUCGUGAUGCUGUUCCUUUGCUUAUCGUGUUUCCUAUUCGUCAUCAUACCGUCGUUCAACAAUAUAUUCUUCGCGGAGAAGAACGUGGCGAACAAAGUGCAGCUGUUCGGUCCGGCCAUUUUCUGUGUGUUCUCCACGGUGAAGUACUGUUACCUGGGAGUGAAGGGCAAGACCUUGGGUCGCUGCAUCCAGCACGUGGAGCGGGAUUGGAGGAUGGUGCAACACCAGCACUACCGAGCCAUCAUGCUGAAGCAGGCGGGCAUCAGCAGGCGCCUGAUCACCGUAUGCGCGGCUUUCCUUUAUAUAGGGGCCAUAUCCUACCUCACGUUGUUGCAGUUCUUGUCGAACGAAAUGGACACGCUGAACGUUACCGCGAGAUCGCUCGCUUACCCUUGCUUCGAGUUCCUCGACGUUCAGUCCAGUCCUACCUACGAGAUCGUGUUCUUCCUUCACUGCCUCGCGGGGAUCAUCAUGUGCACCGCCACGAUGGCCGCGUACAGUCUGGCCGCGACCUUUGUCACGCACAUCUGCGGGCAGAUCCAGAUACAGAUCAUACGACUGGAGAACUUGAUCGAUGAGAGUCGGGAGAAGAAUAACUUUCACGAGCGUAUGGCGAUCAUUGUUCGGGAUCACGUCAAGGUGCUCAGGUUUUCUAGGGACGUCGACGAAGGCUUGCGCGAGAUAUGCUUGACAGAGAUCGCGGACUCAACGUUGUCCAUGUGUAUGCUUGAAUACUAUUGCAUGCUGGGGUGGAAGAAUAAUGACAAGAUCGCGAUGGUCACGUAUCUUAUGUUGUUAACCUCCUUCACUUUCACUGCAUUAAUCUAUUGUUACGUGGGUGAGCUGCUAUCCGAACAGUUUAGUCAAAUUGGACGAGUUUCCUACAAUAUUCAUUGGUACAAUUUAUCAGCGAGGGAGGCCUAUAAUUUCGUCCUACUGGAAGCCAUAUCACUUUAUCCGCCUAAACUCACGGCGGGAAAAAUGAUUGAACUCUCUAUAAAUACAUUCGGCAUUGUGGUGAAGACAUCUGUAGUGUACCUGAACUUACUUCGAACGGUUGCAACUUGGUAA
Molecule: messenger RNA, 1233 nt
Organism: Nomia melanderi (Alkali bee)
Lineage: Eukaryota; Metazoa; Arthropoda; Insecta; Hymenoptera; Halictidae
Product: odorant receptor 13a-like
Biological process (GO): detection of chemical stimulus involved in sensory perception of smell; sensory perception of smell
Cellular component (GO): plasma membrane
Molecular function (GO): olfactory receptor activity; odorant binding
Source: RefSeq, a predicted model, not a curated record